CGGACUGUUUUUAUUUAUUUCUUUGUUUCAUGUGCAUAAAACAACAACAAUGGUGGAUAAUUGAAGAAGUGUGAAUAUUAUGAUGAGCGAAUGACAUUUCCGCUUCCAGUUACCAGACCGAUAUCACAAGUGAAUCAACAGGGGGAGGAUGAAGCGGCGCAAUGCGGACUGCAGCAAACUCCGACGGCCGUUAAAACGGAACCGAAUCACCGAGGGUAUAUAUAGCAGUACCUUCCUGUACCUGAAGUUCCUGGUAGUGUGGGUUUUAGUUCUGCUGGCCGACUUUGUUCUGGAGUUCAGGUUCGAGUACCUGUGGCCUUUCUGGCUUUUCAUACGAAGUGUCUACGACUCCUUCAGAUAUCAGGGACUGGCGUUCUCUGUGUUCUUUGUAUGUGUGGCGUUUACGUCAGACAUCAUCUGCCUCCUCUUCAUCCCUGUCCAAUGGCUGUUUUUCGCUGCCAGCACCUACGUAUGGGUCCAGUAUGUCUGGCACACAGAAAGAGGAGUCUGUCUACCCACUGUAUCGCUGUGGAUCCUGUUUGUGUACAUCGAAGCGGCCAUACGGUUCAAAGAUCUGAAGAACUUUCACGUAGACCUGUGUCGACCCUUUGCUGCUCACUGUAUCGGCUAUCCAGUGGUGACUCUGGGCUUCGGCUUUAAGAGCUACGUUAGCUACAAGAUGCGGCUGAGGAAACAGAAGGAAGUGCAGAAGGAGAACGAAUUCUACAUGCAGCUCCUACUGCAGGCUUUACCGCCAGAGCAACAGAUGCUGCAGAGACAGGAGAGGGAGGCAGAGGAGGCUGCUUUAGCGAAAGGGAUCUCCGAGGUAGAACCCGCAGUUAUAGCCCAAAACGGAGCACCUCCUGGAAAGAAAAGCACUUCAGUCCCGCUACCAGAACUGGAGUACCGGGAAAAAGGGAAGGACAGUACUAUUAAAGAGCGCGAGGGCAAAAAACAAAACACAAUCGGAAUCAAUAACAACAGUAUUAUACACACACUGGACUCCAAACUACAGGAGACAGAGUACAUAGAGAACUACGUCGGCGCAAAGAGACUGAAUAACGAGCUGGCAGGAGAGAACACACACGCCGAUGCCACCACCAACACACACUCCGCUUCUAAAGAGGAAAUUGGGGGGACAGGGAAGAACUACAAAAAUGGCAGCGGAGGUGGGGGUAACCUUUCCAACUCGUCUCCACGGAAUCACAGUUCUUCAAAUGGCAGCGUGCCGCCAGGUCCCUCAAGCAAUAAGAACGAGAAGAAGCAGAAGGGGGCAGGGAGGGGGCAGAAGGACCCAGCGGAGAACUGCAUCCCCAACAACCAGCUGGGCAAGCCGGACGCUCUCGUACGGCUGGAGCAGGACGUAAAGCGACUGAAGGCAGAUCUUCAGGCCAACAGGCAGUUGGAGUCGGAGCUGCGGAGUCAGCUUUCCUCUCUGAGCAGCCAGGACCGCAGCCUACGCUCUGAACUGGGCCAGCUCCGCCAGGACAACGAGCUGCUACAGAACAAGCUCCACAGUGCCGUCCAGGCCAAGCAGAAGGAUAAGCAGACCAUCUCCCAGCUGGAGAAGAGGAUAAAGGCCGAGCAGGAGGCUCGCUCGCUGGCUGAGAAACAGCUGGCCGAGGAGAGGAAGAGGAAGAAGAUGGAGGAGGCCACUGCUGCCAGAGCCGUAGCAUUAGCUGCUGCCACCAGAGUGGAGUCGACGGACUCUCUGCGUGGUCGCAUCAGAGAGCUGGAGACGGAGUGUAAGAAGCUCAGCAUGGACAUGAAACUUAAGGAGGAGCAGAUUAGGGAUCUAGAGGGCAAGUGUCAGGAGCUGCGGAAGUACAAAGAGAAUGAGAAGGACACCGAGGUGUUGAUGUCCGCGCUGUCGGCCAUGCAGGAGAAGACCCAGCACCUGGAGAACAGCCUGAGUGCCGAGACCAGGAUCAAACUUGACCUCUUCUCUGCUCUGGGGGAUGCCAAGAGGCAGCUGGAGAUAGCACAAGGCCAGAUCCACCAGAGGGAGCAGGAGAUCGCCGAGCUGAAGCAGAAGAUAGCCGAGGUGAUGGCGGUGAUGCCCAGCCUGUCCUACUCAUCAGACGGCAGCAACCUCAGCCCCGUCGCCCCGCACUACUCCUCCAAGUUCAUGGACAAUAGUCCCUCCUCCCUGGACCCCAACGCCUCCGUCUACCAGCCCCUCAAAAAGUGACUCUGAUACCUACACUUUUUGUCAGACAGAACUUUGUUUCUCGCUUUCCUUUGGUGAAGCUCUCGGUUCCAGUUUGGGUUUAUUUUUUUUUAGUUUACCAGCCCCCGCCCGACACUCCAAUGUACGACACACACACACACACACACACACACACACACACACACACACAGUGCACACAACCCCUCCCUACAUAAUGUGUAUUUGGCUCUCUUUUUUUUGGUUCUAUUAUGAGAACUAUUCUUUUCAGAGGGUUGUGUACAGUAUGACUUUUUUUUUUUGUGUGUGUGUGUGUUGAGUUUUGGGAUUUAGCCAUUAGACAGCGUGAUCUGCUUGAACGGGGAGAAAGGAACACAAAAUCCUGUUGGCCAAGAGCCGCCAUCCAUCGCUUCAUGUCCGUCUUCUUUUGGUGUCAGUAUAACACCCCCCCCCCCCCCAGAGCCAUAUCUUCUUCUAUAGUGAACUAACACACAGACGUUUUCAUUUAAAAACAAUUGGCUUUUCCCGAGGGUUAAGACCGAAGACUGCUCAGUUUGAGGCUGAAAAUCACCUGUAAAGUAAAGCCCACUGAGAGAUACAUGAAUGUAAAACUAUUCAUGUUUUUAUCUUAAAAUCAGUGUUCGUUUGUUUUGCAGUGUUUCAGUUCAGUUAUGAGAAUGUACGUUUUCUUCUAAAAUAGAUAGAUAUUGAACAGAUAAAUUGCUGUGUUCUUCAGAUACUCCCAAUACAAUGUAUCCUCGAAAUGCUGGAAUAGCAAAGUCUCCAGGAUUAUCAGUCAGUGGAUGAAGCAGAUGUAGUUCUGUCCUAAUAAUAAUAAAAACAAUAUAUAUAUAUAUAUAUAAAAAAUGCUACUGCUAGAUUUGACCUGGCACUGCCAAAAUGUUAACGCUCACCUGUUUGCUGCAGACACCUUUUCCUCUCCCUCUGGACCAAAUUAGAACGCGUUAGGCCAUAUCGUUCGCUGGAUUUAUUGAUGUCGAGGUAACUAACUGGUCGUUACCAUUAUUUGCAGAUUUUACAGUGCCUUGCAGUUUUUUCUUUUUCAACAUGCAGAAACAAUCCUGCCAUCCUGGGAUUGAAACGCAUCAAGCUUCAAAGCUGUGUCUCAUGCAGCCUGGAGUUCAUUCAAGAAUUCUCACAGUAUUCAAAAAUUAAGUGUCACCUCAGACGCGUUUUUUCUUUUCUUUUCUUUUUUUUUUUAACAAGUCGAUCGCAAUGUUACAGGCUUAAAAGGGAAAACGUAACACUGGACAUUGUACACACGUCAUUUCACAGUGACACAGUCUUGGUACGCCAAACACCAACCAAACUGAUUGUCUAUUAUCAUGCCCUAGAGUUGGCAUUUAGUUGUUUACAACAAAUGUACAUUAACUUACUGAGGAAUGUUUUCUUUGUUUUAUUUCAUUUCAGUUUCUUAAGUGCCGCAUGUUUGGUGUGCGGUCUCUCCAUCCAUACUUUGAUCGAUGUAGCUAGCCUAAUGUUUGCAGACGAGUGCUGUUCUUUCUUUUGUCAUUGGAAACUAUUGGAAUGGUGUUGUGUUUACAAGGUUCUAGGCUGAUCAUGGUGAAGCAGCAAGGCGGUCAGUUGGACUAAUUGUGUUAGUCACACAUUUAUUUAUUUCUUACAGACUUUUUAUUUUAUUUUUAUUUUUUUAUUGAGUGGCACCUCCUUGAUAUUUCCCAUCAUAUUCAGUUGAUUUCCUAUAUUUUCUGCCAGGAAGGAUUCUGUGAAUGUGUUGUGUUGGGGGGGAAAAGGUAACCCCCCGUAAAACCAUUUGACCAUGUUGUGCUGUCAUGUUGCCUACCUGGAAGAAAACAAAAGAAAAAAAAAGUAUUGUUUGUGGAUCGCUCUGGUGUUGUGAAUUCAGUUCUCAAGUUGCUUUUAUAAGUUUGUGUAGAAGGAAGAGAAGGUAAAAAAAAAUUAAAAAAAAUUGCUUUGUUUAAACUUUUCAUUGCUCCACCAUGUUUGUUUUCUUUACUCCAAGUGAUGGUGGCUGUGUCACACUUUUCACUUUGGCCAUCACUAUUAAAGAAAGUCUUGCUGGUGGCAAUGCAAGCUGUUCAAUCUU
Messenger RNA from Perca fluviatilis (European perch), 4256 nucleotides. It is a transcript of the gene maco1a, whose product is annotated as macoilin 1a. Bases 149 to 2191 code for a protein of 680 amino acids. Gene Ontology annotation, cellular component: rough endoplasmic reticulum membrane. Gene Ontology annotation, biological process: neuronal signal transduction. NCBI's taxonomy places the organism in Eukaryota, Metazoa, Chordata, Actinopteri, Perciformes, Percidae. The record is from RefSeq and is a predicted model, not a curated record. The transcript is spliced from 11 exons.